AUGACGACUACGGAUUAUAAUAAUGAAAACGAGGAUGAAACGACUCAACACACAUUUGAAGAAUAUCGCAGCAAGUUAAUUCAUUCUAUUCUAAGUGAUAAAGUGCUAACUGAUAUCAUUUCUGAACAUAUUGUCCAUUCUUAUUCAGCUGACCUUGUUCGAACAUUUUGUACUAUUGUCGAAAAUAAUUUUGAUAAUAAUCGAGAUGAAUGUCAACAAGCAGUUGAAUUUAUGUCACGUUGGUUAUUACUUAUGGAUGAUAAUGAUCGUCAAUCAUUAGAUAGUUAUCCGAAUAAACAUAUAUGGCUUCUUGCGCAUGUUCAUACUUUAUUUGAAUAUGAACAACAUGAUCUUAUUUCCAUGUAUUCGGCAUUUCGAAUAAUCAAUCUCAUUAGUUCUACCAGAUUAUCUUACGAUCAAUUAGUCAAUAAAGAAAAUAUUACACGUUCUAAUUUACGCGAAAAUUUUUUCUGUUUAAUUUUCAAUUAUUUAUGGAAAAAUCUUAAUGAAUUAUGUUCAAAUAAUGAAAGUCAGGAAACAUGGAUAUAUGCCUAUACAUUUAUUUCAAAAUAUUAUCCAUCAGAGAAAGUUUUACGUGGUAUGCGAUUAUGGCUUAUAUUCGACUGUUACAAAUGA
This is a messenger RNA of Rotaria sp. Silwood2, 636 nucleotides long. Lineage: Eukaryota; Metazoa; Rotifera; Eurotatoria; Philodinida; Philodinidae. The record is from the annotation of a GenBank genome assembly.